AUGCCUUAAAUCUAAUUGCACUAUUUCAAUAUAAAAUCAAUAUAUCUAAUUACGAGCUUUUAACACUACCUCGAGGGUAUCUUUGGGUUGUACAAUAAUGAAUAUUGGGAAAAUAGUGUAUUUACAUCCAUCGAAAUCUUGGAUUUAAAGAAAUCCCUAAGACUAUCUUCUGAUUUUCUGCUUUAAAUGAUGAUUAUAAUAUACGGAUAUUAGAAUGAAAUAGAGAAUCAACAGAGAGUAGACAAUAGUAUUGGAUGAAACUUAAAAUUAAACUAAUAGCUGCGCCCAUUUUUCGUAGAAUAUUAUUAAAGGACUCGAUGCGACAGAAUGAAAGAAUUUUUGAAUGUUGAAUUCAGAUAAAAUCAAUAUUCAUUCUAUUUUGUAAUUAUUUGAUCAUAA
Molecule: messenger RNA, 399 nt
Organism: Paramecium tetraurelia
Lineage: Eukaryota; Ciliophora; Oligohymenophorea; Peniculida; Parameciidae
Exons: 2
Source: RefSeq, a predicted model, not a curated record